AUGGCUCGGCUUGCCGUCCUGCUCGUGGCCAUCGCCGCCGUGCUCCUCGCGCGCCGAGCCGCCGCCGAGUACCCAUGGCCAGUCUGCGGCAGCACCGGCAGCUUCGCGGCCAACGACACCACUUACCUGGCGAGCAUCAGCGCCAUGGCCGCCACCCUCCCUAGGAACGCCUCGGCGUCCCCGGGCGGCCUCUACGCCACGGCGCGGGCCGGCCAGGUCCGGGCCCUCGCGCUCUGCCGCGGCGACGCCAACGCCACCGCCUGCUCCGACUGCCUCUACCAGGGGUUCCAGGACCUGCCCAGCGCCUGCGCCUACACCAAGGAGGCCACCAUGUACUACGACCCCUGCUUCCUCCACUACUCCGACGCCGACCUGCGCGCCUCCGACGACACCGCGUUGGGCUCGGCGUUCAGCACCGCCUACAGCGCUAACGCCACGGCGGAACCGGCCCGCUUCGACCGCGUCGUGGCCGCGCUCCUCAACGCCACCGCGGACUAUGCCGCCUACAACUCCUCCAGGAUGAGGUUGUAUGCGUCCGGGGUGGUCCCCUUCGACCGGGAGAUCCCGGAGGUGUACAGCUGGGCGCAGUGCACGCCGGACCUCACGCCGGCGCGCUGCCGGGAUUGCCUCGCCAACAUGAUCCAGGAGUUGGGGACGCCGCUGUACAGCGUCGGGGCGAGGGCUCUUGGGAUCAGGUGCAGCGUCCGGUACGAGAACAGGCCCUUCCUUGAUGGCCCGGUCAUGCUGCGCCUACCAGCAACUGGAGCUCCAGCGCCGUCGCCGGCGCCGGCGCUGGAUAUGGUGCCCAAUGUUGUGACGCCGUUGGCUGCGGUCGGAGGAGGGAGAAAGUACAGUGUUCCUGGCAUGGUUCUUAUAGUUGUGCUGCCUACUCUAGCAGCCGCAAACCUUCUCGCCGGCUUAUUUAUCUGGAGGAGGAGGCGGCGAUCACCAGCACGAGCCAAGCAACCAUAUUCCAGUUACUCCACUGCAGGUAAGGACACUGAGAGUGUAGAUUCGAUGCUGAUGGACAUUUCAACUCUGCGAGCUGCCACCGGGGACUUCGCCGAGAGCAACAAGCUCGGCGAAGGAGGCUUUGGCGCGGUGUACAAGGGUACUCUACCAGAUGGCGAAGAGAUAGCUGUGAAGAGAUUAUCCAAGAGCUCGACGCAAGGAGUGGAGGAGCUCAAGAACGAGCUCGCCCUGGUGGUGAAGCUCAAGCACAAGAAUCUCGUCAGGCUUGUCGGCGUGUGCCUGGAGCAGCAGGAGCGGCUGCUCGUCUACGAGUUCAUCCCCAACCGGAGCCUCGACCAGAUCCUAUUUGACACUGAGAAAGGGGAGCAGCUUGACUGGGGAAAGAGGCAGAGGAUCAUACGUGGGAUCGCUCGAGGCCUGCAGUACCUCCAUGAAGACUCCCAGCUCAAGGUCGUCCAUCGUGAUCUCAAAGCCAGCAACGUGCUUCUCGACGCCGACAUGAACCCCAAGAUCUCCGACUUUGGCCUCGCGAGGCUCUUCGGGCGAGGCCAGACGCAGGGCGUCACCGACCGUGUCAUCGGCACAUAUGGAUACAUGGCGCCAGAGUACUUGAUGCGCGGGAACUACUCCGUGAAAUCGGAUGUGUUCAGCUUCGGGGUAAUGGCUCUGGAGAUCGUUACGGGAAGGAAGAACAGUGACACCUUGCAAUCUGAAGAUCUCUUGACCAUGAUCUGGCAGCAUUGGACGUCUGGAACGGUGCUGGAGAUGAUGGACCCGUGUAUGAACAACAGCUUCUCGGAGAGCGACGCGAGGAGGUGCAUCCAGGUCGGGCUAAUGUGCGUCCAGGAGAACCCGGUGGACAGGCCGGUGAUGUCUGCGGUGGGCAUGAUGCUUGGGAGCGACAUGGUGUCCCUCGGUGCCCCGUCAAAGCCAGCGUCAAUGUUUUACACUAGGAACGCUGGUGCCGACUCCGGAAAUGGGUUCAGUAUCUCGACUAUUUCACUGAAUGAUGAUCCCAAGGAUCAUUUCUAG
Triticum turgidum subsp. durum (durum wheat) is the source of this 2004-nucleotide messenger RNA. Lineage: Eukaryota; Viridiplantae; Streptophyta; Magnoliopsida; Poales; Poaceae. The record is from the annotation of a GenBank genome assembly.